CUCCAUUUCUUGGCGGGGAGCGGGCGUGCAGUCCCGAUCUCCGUUAUGUACGGAGGCAGAAGGAAAGGGCUCGAGCCCUCUCGGCGUCAUGUCUUCGGUGCCGGCGGCUUCUCGUACGCCGGUUCUAUCCUCAAGCGCCGGGACAUGCGUCCCCGAUCGAGGCGGAACAUGUGAAGCGCGGCGGUUCCCCUUCCGCGAGGGGCUCACACACCUCUCUCUGGUUCCAGGUCUGCGGUCGCCGCCCCGUGAUGGAGAGCUGACGUGUUUCCUCCCUUCAUGGUACUGUUGCCGCCAAUAAAGGCUGUCCACGCAGGUCGGUGUCCGCCUCCUUUACACCCGAGGCUCGGUCCGGGCAGGCUGUGCGGGCCAUCCCCCCACCCCCGCCACGUGAGCCAGCGCCGCGACCUUGCCGGCACCUCCGGAUGGCCGCGCUCCGCCCACCGCUCCCAGUGCCGACUCUGGCCCGAGCGCGCCGGAUGUUGGCCGCGGCGAGGUUGAAACCCAGCACCGGGUACCCUCCGCCUGCAUCCACAGGCUCUCUGGCCAGUAGCUGCCUGGCAGACCGCCGCCUCUGGGAUCGGCUCCACACCCAGCCCCGUCUGGCCGGUGUCCCCACUUUCGACUGGUUCUUUGGAUAUGAGGAAAUCCAGGAACUUCUCCUGCCUCUGCUGCAAGAGGCCCGAGCCACUGGCCCACUGCGGGUGCUGGAUGUGGGCUGUGGGACCUCUAGCCUCAGCGCGGGCCUCUAUACCAAAUCCCCACACCCUGUGGAUGUACUAGGUAUAGACUUCUCUGCUGUGGCUGUGGCCCACAUGAAUGGCCUCCUAGUGGGUGGCCAAAACCAAGCACCCCUACGCCCUGGGCACCCUGCCUCUUGCCUCCGCUUCAUGCAUGCUGAUGCCCAGAACAUGGCAUCUAUAGCUCCCUCGGGUUCCUUCCAACUAGUGUUGGACAAGGGCACCUGGGACGCUGUUGCUCGGGGUGGUCUCCCUGGGGCAUACCAGCUACUGUCAGAAUGCCUGAGGGUCUUAAGCCCUGGAGGGACCCUGAUUCAGUUCUCAGAUGAAGACCCUGAUGUACGACUGCCCUGCUUGGAGCAAAGAUCCCAUGGCCGAACUGUGACAGUGCAGGAGCUGGGUCCUUUCAAGGGCAUUACCUACUUUGCUUAUUUGGUAAAAGGUUCUCAAUAAAACAUGUUUUGGUCCCCAA
Molecule: messenger RNA, 1209 nt
Organism: Dipodomys ordii (Ord's kangaroo rat)
Lineage: Eukaryota; Metazoa; Chordata; Mammalia; Rodentia; Heteromyidae
Gene: Cskmt
Product: methyltransferase like 12
Exons: 2
Coding region: 423-1190 (255 amino acids)
Molecular function (GO): S-adenosylmethionine-dependent methyltransferase activity
Source: RefSeq, a predicted model, not a curated record